Puma concolor (puma) is the source of this 981-nucleotide messenger RNA. It is a transcript of the gene RPRD1B, whose product is annotated as regulation of nuclear pre-mRNA domain containing 1B. Gene Ontology annotation, biological process: mRNA 3'-end processing. The record is from RefSeq and is a predicted model, not a curated record. Gene Ontology annotation, molecular function: RNA polymerase II C-terminal domain binding. NCBI's taxonomy places the organism in Eukaryota, Metazoa, Chordata, Mammalia, Carnivora, Felidae.
AUGUCCUCCUUCUCCGAGUCGGCGUUGGAGAAGAAGCUCUCGGAGCUGAGCAACUCUCAACAGAGCGUGCAAACCCUGUCCCUGUGGCUCAUACACCACCGCAAGCAUGCGGGACCCAUCGUCUCUGUGUGGCACCGCGAGCUCCGCAAAGCCAAAUCAAAUAGAAAGCUUACUUUUUUGUACUUAGCGAAUGAUGUCAUCCAAAACAGUAAAAGGAAAGGACCUGAAUUCACUAGAGAAUUUGAAUCUGUCCUUGUGGAUGCUUUUUCUCAUGUUGCCAGAGAGGCAGAUGAAGGCUGUAAAAAACCUUUAGAAAGAUUGCUGAACAUCUGGCAAGAAAGAAGUGUGUAUGGCGGCGAGUUCAUACAGCAGCUGAAGCUGUCUAUGGAGGACUCCAAGAGCCCUCCCCCCAAAGCAGCAGAAGAGAAGAAAUCCCUGAAGCGAACUUUUCAGCAGAUCCAAGAGGAGGAGGACGACGACUACCCUGGAAGCUACUCUCCCCAAGAUCCUUCUGCAGGACCCCUCUUGACUGAGGAACUAAUCAAAGCUUUGCAGGACCUGGAGAAUGCUGCAUCGGGGGAUGCUACUGUCCGGCAGAAAAUUGCUUCUUUGCCCCAAGAAGUGCAAGAUGUUUCUCUCUUGGAAAAAAUAACAGACAAAGAGGCAGCCGAACGUCUCUCAAAAACAGUAGAUGAAGCGUGUCUGUUACUAGCAGAAUAUAACGGGCGUCUGGCGGCAGAACUGGAAGACCGGCGCCAGCUGGCUCGGAUGUUGGUGGAGUACACCCAGAACCAGAAAGACGUUUUGUCAGAAAAGGAGAAAAAGCUAGAAGAAUAUAAACAGAAGCUCGCUCGGGUAACCCAGGUCCGCAAGGAACUGAAGUCCCAUAUUCAGAGCUUGCCAGACCUCUCGUUGCUGCCCAACGUCACAGGAGGCUUGGCCCCCCUGCCCUCUGCUGGUGACCUGUUUUCAACUGACUAG